CGAUAAUCUGGGCAAGUACCGGAAGUACGAAGGCCAUUCCGUCCGAGAUCUCUUGCGGGUCCUCCGCAAUAAAGUUCGCACCCUGCUGUCUCUUAUCAUGCAGGGCUGAUGCUGGACGCAUUCACAGAAGAAUCACUUUCAGGACUUGCCAGAGAACGUACAGAAGAAUCUCGGCGCCUUACCGGACGGCUUUCUCGCCUACUUCACGCAUCGCUUUCCUCGCCUGCUGCUGCACAUUCACCAGGUCGUGCGCGAGCACCUCAUCGAUGAACCAAUGUUCGGCCCCUACUUCUCCGCAGACUAGCUUGAUGUACUUGAUUGUUGUCUGUUGUGCAUUUUACGUGCCACCGUCUUGCUCCGGCUCUUCGUGCGCGCGUGCGGGGUGCCGGACUACCAACGACGAUGAGUGUGACGCACAUUGUGCUGUUUGCAUACAAGCCAGAGACGACCAAGGAGGAGAUCAAGGAGGUCAGAGAGAAGUUUCUAGCACUCCAACAGCAAUGCAAAACGGCCGACAAUGGACCGCUCGUUCAGAGCUUCCAUGCGGGCAGUAACAAUUCGACGGAAGGCCUUUCCGGCAAGAUCAAUGACGCCUUCGUUAUGACCUUUGCGUCCAAGGAGGACCGGGACUACUACAAUGAAAAAGAUCAGGCGCACAAAGAGUUUAAGGAUUUUGUGCUGCCCAAGCUUAUCCCACCGGAGGCUCGCAUCGUCGACUUUACUCCCGGCGUGUUCGAAUAGGCCAGAGGUGCGAGCUGUGGGUGGCCGAACAGCAAUACAUGCAUGACAAUGGCGAUUUGCGAAGGACAACGUGAUACACGGAGCCUUCCUCCUCAUGAGCAUUGACCUGAUGGAAAUCAGGGGUCGUCUCCACAUUGUCUCCGUGCG
This is a messenger RNA of Mixia osmundae IAM 14324, 888 nucleotides long. RefSeq lists its product as uncharacterized. The record is from RefSeq and is a predicted model, not a curated record. The coding region runs from base 403 to 741 and encodes 112 amino acids. The transcript has 3 exons. Lineage: Eukaryota; Fungi; Basidiomycota; Mixiomycetes; Mixiales; Mixiaceae.